This is a messenger RNA of Guillardia theta CCMP2712, 525 nucleotides long. RefSeq lists its product as hypothetical. The transcript is spliced from 5 exons. The record is from RefSeq and is a predicted model, not a curated record. Gene Ontology annotation, biological process: photosynthesis. Gene Ontology annotation, cellular component: phycobilisome. The annotation marks the transcript as partial. NCBI's taxonomy places the organism in Eukaryota, Cryptophyceae, Pyrenomonadales, Geminigeraceae.
AUCCAAGAGUUUGUCCUUGCCGCAGACGAAGACAUGCGCUUCUUCAACGACUCGGAAAUGUCAAGGAUUGAAACUGCCUUGGCUUCCACGGGCUCGGCUGAUGGGGCCAAAAUCCGCAGAGUGGCAGCCAGGAUCAUGCGAGACUUCCAAGGAACCAUUCUAGAAGGAGCGCAGGAGAGGCUGGCAGAGCUGCAGCCGGAGCUGGUGAAGGAGGGAGGGAUGCUGUAUCCUCCAAACAGAGCCCAAGCCUUCUGGGAGGAGCUCAAACAUCUCUUGCGCCUUGCGCACUAUGCGACGGCGAUAGGAACACGCGAGUACACGAGGAGCCGGGAUGUGACGGCGUUCAGAGAGAUGCUGUCACAGAUCGACAUCCCGCGGGCUCUCGUCGUCGAGUCCCUUCAAGCCAUGCAACUCCGCGCUGGCUACUUGUGCAGCAGGUGCGCCAAGGAAUCGCCAGAGAGCUGGGUGGCGUCCUUUUCCUCCUUGCAGCACUUGAUAGAUGGAAUGAAUCAUACUGUGAGCUAA